CGACAGAUUGUAAGGAGUGACGCGGGAGCCGGAGUGUGCGCGAUGUAAUUUAGCCGGUAACAUAUUUAUAAUUUUUUUCUUAUCUACCGACAUUAGUUGUCUGCCACGAUCAAUGCGAGUGUCACAUACGGCUGCCGCGUUAUUCCACUUAAAAAUAUUAUAAUCGAGCUAAAUACGUAAUAAACGGUUUCUGAGAAUUUAUCUUGCUUCACUAACGCCCGUGCAAUAAGUAACAAGUGGUCUUCGAGCCGAAUCGAGUGAAUCAAAUGUUCAUCACACCACCGCCACGCGGCAAAAUGGUUUCAACACGUUCCGCAGCGCGCACGGAUCCGAGUCUAAAAGUUGAAAAACAUGAAGUAGUCGAAGCGAGUGACCAACAACAACCUUCUGGAAGCCAAAAUAUUACAUCAGAUACAUCCAAAAAGGAAGCAAAAUCGAAAAAAUCUAAUUUCGAAAAACACGUCGAACAUUUUGAUGUACCCACUGAAAGUCGAAGAACGUCGGAGAAGUCUAGAAGGGUAUCCAGUAUUCCAUCUACCACAUCUUCUUCAAAAUUAGCUCGAAGAAAGCAACUGGAAUAUGAAGCUGCAGCAGCCAAAGCUCGCAUACAAAUGGAAUUAAUUGAUAAAAAACUGCAGGCCGAUAUGGCAAAUAUGGAAAAGUACAGUCCGCAAAAUAGCAUCGAAGAGGAUAGAUGCACGAAUGGUACGGAAAUAGAGGAGUGGUUAGAGCGUAGCAACCAGGAACUGGAAUCGCAAAGGCGCGUCCACAAAAAUGGUAAAAAUAAAAAGGACGAGCCAUGCCCGCCGACCAAUUGUGAUGUCGGCACUGAAAGAACAACAGUUCAACAGUUGGUUACUGCACUAAAGGAGCUAACCCAUACAUCUGUUUCAAGUGGACACAAUGCUAACUUGCUCAGUCGCAUUAGUACACCACGGGAGCUUCCAAUCUUCUCUGGUGAUCCCGCAGACUGGCUCGAGUUCAAACAAGCGUUCCACGAGUCCACACAAGUGUGCAAAUUUAGUCCGACGGAAAAUCUGUGGCGUUUAAGAAAAUGUCUACGGGGAGCCGCUAAAGAAGCGGUCACAGCUCUGCUGUUGAGUGCAUCGUCACCUGAAAUCGUGAUGUCAACACUGGAGCUACAGUUUGGAAACCCAGACAUUAUUUUGUCAAGAAUCCUGUUGGAUAUCAAGAAAAUGCCAUCAAUGUCUCACGAGUAUCACAAAGACAUUGUACAGUUUUCAACCAAAGUGAAAAAUUAUGUAGCAGCUGUUGAGGCUCUUGGUCGACAAGAGUACCUGCAGGGAGUCAGCAUCACUAAAAUCUUGCUGUCUAAGUUGCCAACAGUGUUGUUAUCAAAAUGGACUGACUACAGUUACCCGCUUAUAUCCCAGGGAGCAAAGUCACAGCUGAUUAUUUUGUCCGAAUUUUUAUACAAUGAAGCAAUCAAAGUUUCUCACACGUGCGUAAAUUUAUUAAAUCUACCAAGUGGAAACUACAAUAAAAAGAUUUAUGAAAAGCAAAGAAAUCAGAAUGACAGUCUAUUAUUGCAUAGUACACAGAGUGAUGAAAACUGUAAUUUUUGUAAGAAAUCAGUACACAAAUUACCAGACUGCAAGAAGUUUAAAAAAUCUAUGCGAAAGGAUAGAUGGUUUUUCGUAAAACGUAAUGGUAUUUGCUACAAGUGUUUAGUGUCAAAUCAUGCGCGCGAUAACUGUCCGGCUAUUUCGUGUGAUAUAGACAAUUGUGGACAAGCACACCAUAGGAUGUUACAUUUUAUACCCGGUGGACAUUCACGUCAAAAUAACAGUGAUAACGCGAUGCAAAACAGCGAAUCAUCUGCGGUAGUGCCGGCAAUUAAGACUGUAACAUGCAUUAAUAAAAACUGUACGAGGGUGUUGCUAAAAUGUGUACCUAUAAACAUUCACGGACCUAACGGUGUUAUCAGUGCAAACGCUCUGUUAGACGACGGUUCGACGGUGUCAUUAAUAAGUUCCGAACUAGCUAGCCAAGUGGGACUGUGCGGGCGUAAUGAGUGCAUGCGUGUACGCGGAGCCUGGGACGGUAGUGAAUUGGAAUGCAACGUACAGCUGAUCGACGUGUCGGUGUCAAACAGAGAAGGGACAAAAUUUUCUAUUCGUGUCCGUAGUGUAAAUAACUUAAACCUACCGGUGCAAGACUUAUCCUCAGUAAAGUGUAGUGUUUACGCUCAUUUGAAUAAAAUCAAAAAUUAUAACAUGUGUACCGAUCGGAUCAAACCCGAACUGUUAAUAGGUCAAGAUAAUUACCAUUUGAUCUUACCGUUAGAAGUGAUCGCAGGGAAACCUAAUGAGCCCUGCGCUACUUACACUCCGCUGGGCUGGUGCCUGCAUGGUCAGGUGCCUCAACAUGUCACUUCUCGUUCGCGCAAACGAAAUUCAACAUUAUUUAUCAGCGAUCACGUCAUGCAGUCGUCCCGCGAGACCGACUCUGAGCGGUUGUUGAGGGAAAUGAAUGACGAAGUGCGCAGAUCAUUUACUGUCGAGUCCAUGGGAGUCUCUGCUACACCUAGGCAGAAUACGGAGGAACUCCGCGCCUUGAAAUGCCUCGAAGAAACUUCUAUUCUUGAGAAUGGAAGGUGGUAUGUUGGCUUACCUUGGAAGGAUCGAAACUGCAAGAUGGUGGAUUCCUUCGAAAUGGCCAUGUCUAGACUAAGGAACCUGGAAAAGAAAUUAAACGGGAAUAAUGACCUUUGCAUUCGUUAUAAGGAAAGAAUUCUUCAUUUGCUCGAAAACGACUAUGCAAAGGAAAUAAUAAAGCCUCAAUUUACACCGAAAACGUGGUACUUACCUCAUUUUGGAAUUGAUAAUCCAAACAAGAAGAAACUACGAUUAGUUUUCGAUGCCGCCGCCUGCGCGAAUGGUCAAUCUUUAAACAAUUAUUUACUUACGGGUCCAGAUUUGUUAGUGUCACUAUUUGGAAUAAUGUUGCGGUUCAGAGAAAAUGCAGUCGCUGUAACCGGAGACAUACGUGAUAUGUUUCUAAGAGUGAAGAUUAGACCUCAGGACCAAGAUGUGUUCCGCUUUUUAUGGCGUGAUAAUCCUAGCGAAGAAGUUAGGACGUUCGUCAUGACGUCUUUAAUUUUUGGAGCUAACUGCUCGCCGUUCAUUGCCCAAUUUAUUAAGAAUAAAAAUGCACAACGUUUCGAGUCUACGAAGAGAUCAGCUGCACAGGCAAUAUACACGCAGCACUAUAUGGAUGACUAUAUAGACUCCUUACCUAACGACGAAACGGCAAUAGAAUUGGUAAAAGACAUAAUUUAUAUACAUAAACAAGGUGGCUUUGAUAUACGGAAUUGGACAAGUAACAGCGAGAAAUUAUUGAGCAGCAUACCAAAAGAUAUGCUCGGAUCGACAGCUGUAAGAUUCAAAAUUGAUCAACAGUGCGGUGAGCGAACGCUUGGAUUAAUUUGGCAUCCCCAUAAUGACACGUUUGGAUUUGACACAUUUUUUAAACGCAUACCUGAGGAAAUAGUGGAAGCAACAAAAAAACCUACAAAACGAGAAAUGUUAAGAAUUAUAAUGUCGAUUUUUGACGUCUACGGGUUUAUUUCGCCAUUUACCAUAAACGGCAAAAUUUUAUUACAAGAAACUUGGAGGCUAAAUAUUCAAUGGGACGAUUUAAUACCCGAGAGUAUUUUUAAUAAAUGGCGAGAAUGGUUAUACGUAAUGAAAACAAUAAAUUCAAUAUCAUUACCCAGAUGCUACCUGGCAUGUACAAGUGCGAGCGAGACAGACUGCGAGCAUUUAGGAUUGGGAACGGACACUAGAGUGAGGGAGACAGCAAGAGCAUCUGGUACGAAUGCACCGAAUAGCAAGGUCUCGCAAUCGGCUACGAGUGCUACACAACGCGCUACGAAGUGCGCCCCAACAUAUGCUACGACGAACGUCUCGACCUGUGCUACGAUGAUCGAUAAUAACACAUGUAGUCACAGUGCCGUGUGCGCAGGUAGAACUCAAGCCGCAAUCUAUACAAACCUACAACUACAUAUAUUUUGUGACGCUUCAACAAAGGCAAUGUGUGCGGUCGCUUACUGGCGUUGGAGCAAUAAUAAUCGCAUACAGGUUGCAUUCAUUUGUAGUAAAUGUCGCGUCGCACCUAUAAAACACAUAUCAGUGCCUAGGCUUGAAUUACAAGCGGCGUUAAUGGCAGCGAGACUAGCUCAUGCGAUAAUAGAAGAACACAGAAUAAAGCCUACGCAGACGUUCUUUUGGAGCGACUCAACCACAGUCUUGUAUUGGAUUCACAAUAACUCCCGUAACUAUAAGGCAUAUGUAGCGCAUCGAUUAGGUGAAAUUGAUGAACUGUCGCGUGGAGGCGAAUGGAGAUAUGUUCCUACAAAGAUAAAUAUUGCAGAUGUUGCUACUAGAGGAAUAAAUUCUCCGAAGUUGCCAAAAGAAUGGUUUGAUGGACCGUCGUUUUUGACCUGUAAAGAAAGCGUAUGGCCAUGUGUAACAAAGUUUAAUGUGGAAGAACAGAAACUGGAAUGUGUAACGAUUUUACAUCAAAGUACCGAAAACAUGUGUAUACUGUCUGUAUAUAACUGUCCCAGAGCCAACCAAAUUUUCCUCGUGGUUACGACUACUUCGGUCUACAGCAUGUGUUUUAAUCUUUAUCUUCAAAUGUAGAAAAAGAUAUAAUAAUAUUGA
Molecule: messenger RNA, 4688 nt
Organism: Manduca sexta (tobacco hornworm)
Lineage: Eukaryota; Metazoa; Arthropoda; Insecta; Lepidoptera; Sphingidae
Exons: 1
Coding region: 267-4667 (1466 amino acids)
Source: RefSeq, a predicted model, not a curated record